Messenger RNA from Saprolegnia parasitica CBS 223.65, 1866 nucleotides. RefSeq lists its product as hypothetical. The coding region runs from base 1 to 1821 and encodes 606 amino acids. The record is from RefSeq and is a predicted model, not a curated record. Lineage: Eukaryota; Oomycota; Saprolegniomycetes; Saprolegniales; Saprolegniaceae. Gene Ontology annotation, biological process: proteolysis. The transcript is spliced from 7 exons. Gene Ontology annotation, molecular function: dipeptidase activity; cysteine-type exopeptidase activity.
AUGCUGUGUGCACUGCCUCUGCUCUUGCUCGCCUGCGUGGCUGUCGACGCGUGCACCGUCAUCGCCGUGACCAAGGGCGCGUCUGCCGACGGCGCGUCGUUGACAGCGCACACGGACGACACGGGCGGCGGCGCUGUGGAUCUCCGCGUGGCGCAUGUGCCGGCCAAGGACCAUGCGCCGAACGCAAGCCGCCCCGUGUACGACUACACGGCAGGGUACCCUCGCCUUGUCGCCCAUGAGCGCGGACCGCACUACGCACCCACCGAGGGCCAAUCGCCCAUGGUGCCAUUAGGAUUUAUCCCGCAGGUGGCGCACACGUAUGCGUACUUUGACCAAGUGUACGGCCUCAUGAACGAAGCGCAGCUCAGCAUUGCAGAGAGCACGUGCUCGGCCCGCACGGUGGGCUGGCCCGCGAGCAAGCCGUACGGCUACAACCUCUUCAGCAUCGCCGAGCUCUCCAAGCUCGCGCUCGAGCGCUGCGACAGCGCGCGCUGUGCCAUCCACACCAUGGGCGAUGCGGCUGUCCAAUAUGGAUUUUACAGCACGGACAGUGGCGAGCCGUCGGCGCCAGGGUACGACGACUCGUCCGAAACCCUCGUCAUCGCCGACAAGUACGGCGAGACGUGGGUCUUCCACGUCCUCACGGGACCACAGAACGCCAGCGCGGUUUGGGCGGCGCAGCGUGUGCCGGACGGUCACGUGACGGCGGUGGCGAAUUUUUUUACGAUCCGGACGCUCAACCUCUCGGACAGCGACACGUUCUUGGCGUCACCGAACGUCGAGUCGUUUGCGCAAGAGAUGGGGUGGUGGCACCCAACGGACGGUCCGCUUGACUUUACAAAGGCGUACGCACAGCCCGUGGACGGUCCCGUCGUGCCUCUCUACGGCGGCCGGCGUCUCUGGCGCAUCUUUGAUACGUUCGCGCCGUCGCUUGGUCUCGACCCGACGCUCGGGAGCCUCCCAGAGACGCCGACGUAUCCUUUCUCGGUGAAGCCCGACGCGCCUGUGACGCUCAAUGCCGUCAUGGAGCUGCUCAAGGACCAUUACGAAGGCACGCCGUACGACAUGACCAAGGGCGUAGCGGCCGGGCCCUUUGGGUCGCCCUUGCGCUACGACUCGCCGGCUCACGGCGUGUCGGGUGGGUGGGAGCGCUCGAUCUCAAUGCACCGCACGCUCUACAGCUUUGUCCACCAAGUGUUUCCAGGCAAGGCGUCACCGGGUUUCAUUUGGUAUGGCCAAGGCGCUCCCCACGGCACCGUAUACAUUCCGUUCUCAAGUGCGCAGACGUCGGUGCCCACGCCGUAUCUGCUCGGCACACAGAGCCGCUUUGAUCCUGGCAGCCUCUGGUGGGUCCACGCGUUCGUCAACAACUGGUGCGCGCUGCGCUUCGACGUGAUGAACGCCGACGUCCGGCGCGUCGCUCGUAAACUCCAGGAAUCGCUACUGGCGACGGCGCCAACGAUUGACGCGCAGGCCUUUGCCUCUUGGCAACACACGGCCGCCGACAACCUGCUGCGCGAGUGGUGGGCGCUCGCGUGGCGCCUUGUGAGCACCUACAGCGACGGCUACGCCACGACGGGCGAAGGUCCGAACGAGAUGCGUGCGAUUGGGUACCCUGCGUGGUGGCUCCAAGCCACCGAGUAUCGCGAGUGGCCAGACCAGUCGUUCCAGCCGCCACCCACGACGCAGCUGGAGACAUCCUCGGUGGUGAUAUCGAGGAUGCUAUGCGUGGUGUACGGCGGCGUCGGCCUCGUCCUUGGGAUGGUUCUCAUGUACCGUCUCCAGACAAACCGGCGGCUGCACUAUCUGCGGCUCGACUAAGUUCUUAAAACGCCUGUGCAAUAUACCAACACGAAGAUUGCUGCA